AUGUCUGAGCAUCUCAGCCGUACCUUUUUGUUUCCCGUGCGGAUCAUUGAUCUCCGCGUGUGCCCCGUGUCCCGUGCAGCGGAGAUCGGCAUCUUCGAGGGGUUCAUCGUGGUGUACAGGUUUAUCGCGGAUCUGCACUUCUACGUGACGGGCGGCGAGGACGAGAACGAGCUCAUCCUCUCCACCGUCCUCACCGCCUUCUUUGAAGCCGUCUCGCAUCUGCUCAGGGGCAACGUGGAGAAGAAGACGGUGCUGGAGAACCUCGACCUCGUGCUGCUAUGCCUGGACGAGCUCGUCGACGGCGGGGUGAUUCUGGAGACGGAGCCCACAGUGAUCGCCAACAGAGUCGCCAUGAGAGGAGCCGACGCCGACCUGCCUCUUUCCGAACAGGUGAGGGAGCAGUGUGUGGCCCUUGGUUAG
This is a messenger RNA of Closterium sp. NIES-65, 420 nucleotides long. The record is from the annotation of a GenBank genome assembly. NCBI's taxonomy places the organism in Eukaryota, Viridiplantae, Streptophyta, Zygnematophyceae, Desmidiales, Closteriaceae.